AUGUCUUCUUACUAUAACGAUCGACGAGGUGGUAAUGACGAUAAAAGAUGGAGUGCUAGUAGUUAUGAAAACUAUGCAAGACUAUAUGUUGGACGAAUCUCUAGAUCUAUCACAGAACGUGAUAUUGAUGAUGCUUUUGCAAAGUAUGGAAGGAUUCGUGAUAUUGAUAAUGGCUUUUGCUUUAUACAUUUUGAUGAUCCGAGAGAUGCGGAAGAUGCGAUGAGGGCUUUAGAUGGUGUACGUAUACCAGGGAAUGAUGAAAGAAUUAUUGUAGAAGUUGCAAGAGGUACAUAUUUACAGUUAAAGAGAUUAAGAGAAUUUGCACUUUGA
Molecule: messenger RNA, 330 nt
Organism: Entrophospora sp. SA101
Lineage: Eukaryota; Fungi; Glomeromycota; Glomeromycetes; Entrophosporales; Entrophosporaceae
Source: the annotation of a GenBank genome assembly